This is a messenger RNA of Bemisia tabaci, 2053 nucleotides long. Lineage: Eukaryota; Metazoa; Arthropoda; Insecta; Hemiptera; Aleyrodidae. The record is from RefSeq and is a predicted model, not a curated record.
ACACAAUGCUGAAAUGGGUAUCUAUUAUUUCACUGUCAUAAAUUUUGGCUGAGCUCUUCAAAUAAGAAGCGAUCUCAACUUAUGAUUAACUAUAUAAUACCCUAAUCCCGUACAACUUUUACUUGAAACAGUGCAGUGCAGUGCAGUGCUCCGGCAUUAACUCAAUUAUCCACUAAUAAUGUAUGUUACAAACAUGUUUCACGAUGGUAUUUUCAACAUAUUUUUUUUCAUCACUCAUUAUUUGUGUCUCUCUGAAAUUGCCUCCGGAGUUCCGACUCAACCCCAUAUAAUUUUCAUGGUCGCAGACGAUAUGGGCUGGAACGAUGCCAGUUUCCGAGGAGCCAACCAAAUUCCGACACCGAACAUUGACGCUAUCGCCUAUAACGGUAUCGUUUUGGAUCGACAUUACACUUUACCAAGCUGCUCACCAUCGAGAGCAGCUUUGCUUACUGGAAAAUAUCCCAUUAGAAUGGGUAUGCAAGGCCAUCCACUCCUAGCUGGGCACGCCGAUGGAAUACCACUCGAAGAAAAAUUGCUACCGGAGUAUUUGCGCGAGUUGGGCUACGUGACACGAUUAGUUGGAAAGUGGCAUGUUGGGUACCAUAACACAAGCAUGACUCCAUUGAGCCGUGGAUUUGACUCCCAUUUUGGAUACUAUAAUGGCUACGUUGGCUAUAGGGAUGCCGUUCAUGAAUGGUUCAACAAUUCACGAGGUUACGAUUGUUACCGCGAUGGGGAACGAAGGAAAGAGGAGGUCGUGGGUGAGUAUUUGACGGACGUGUACACAGAAGAGGCGGUGAAAAUAAUUAAAAACCAUGAGGUAUCAGAGAGGCCCCUGUUCCUCCUCAUAUCACACCUAGCGCCCCACACCGGUGCAAUCGGGGUCUUGGAGUCACGGGAUGAAGCCGUAACUUCCAAAAAAUAUAGCUACGUCAAAGACCCGCUGAGGCGCACUUAUGCAGGUGUGAUGGAAGCGUUGGACGAUUCACUGGGAGCCGUCGUUGAAGCUUUGGAUGCGACAAAUAUGUUGCAGAAUAGUAUCAUAGUUUUCAUCUCUGAUAAUGGAGGUCCUACCUCAUACCCCUCUGUGGUGCUUCAAAAUAGUGCGUCUAAUUGGCCUUUGCGAGGUGCAAAAAUGUCGGUAUUUGAAGGCGGUGUCAGAGGAGUGGCUGCAGUAUGGAGUCCGCUCCUCAAAAAUCCGAAAAGAUCUUCAGCAGGAUAUAUGCACAUAUCUGACUGGCUUCCUACUCUAUACUCCGCAGCAGUGAACUCCAUCGCUCCUUUGAACCACACUCAACUCUUCGACGGCGAGAGCGGGCGCUUCGACAAAAGGGAUACCCUAAAUCUCGUCGCGAACAGUCCCGUCUCCAAGGCUCUGCGACGCAACCAACCCCUCGGCGCUCUCCUGAGGGAAUACGAAAUGCGCCGAGCAGAUCUGGACAUGACGAGGACCACACUUUGCGCGAACCGAAUUGCGACUUCGGAAUCCACUCCGUUUCCCGGCCCGGAUCCCUGCACUGAGAAACCCUGCCUCUUCAACAUCCAACAGGACCCGUGCGAGUUCCACGAUGUGGCCAAUCAGCAUCCCUCGGUGGUCGACGAACUGAAGGAGCUUUAUGAGAGCCACGCCGCGCGGUUGGUCAAAGAGCAGGACCAUGGGUUCGAUCCGGCUGCCGAACCUGAGCUAUGGGGAGGCUGGUGGGCGCCUUGGUUGGAUUCAAGCUAGAACUUUCAGUGCGUCGAAAUAUACCUCUCAGAAACAGCCUAUAGAUGAUAUUUGGACUGCAUUUUGCAAUGUAGAACUAUAACUUCUGGCUCUUCUGGAAAAACACUUACGUGCAAAGGGAAACUAAUGGCACAUACGUCGUUUUAAACCGGCCUAGAAUUUAUAGUUCCAAAUUGCAAAAUGUAAUCCAUUUGAUACAGUGAACGGGUAGGAUUGUAUUCAUAUCGAUUGGUUCAAAACAUAAGCAUAGCCUAAAAAGUCAAUUGAGUAACCUGACGGAACAGGUUUUUUGUGAUAGAUUUUUGAUUCGUAUAAGUACUAAUGGAA